This is a messenger RNA of Lottia gigantea (owl limpet), 1692 nucleotides long. RefSeq lists its product as hypothetical. The record is from RefSeq and is a predicted model, not a curated record. The transcript has 3 exons. Bases 70 to 744 code for a protein of 224 amino acids. NCBI's taxonomy places the organism in Eukaryota, Metazoa, Mollusca, Gastropoda, Lottiidae.
AGGUAAACUAUCACUUUCAAUAAUAUGUAAAUUUCGCUUGUUUUCAGUCAUUACGUACAAGAAACCAAAAUGACACACAGUGGUGAUUCUCUUAAAUGGUCAAUGCCUGGAUGGCGUAUAGAACAGAGGUUUGCACCAGGUGUACUGAUUGGAAAUUGGUCGGAAGAACGCAAUAUUUUUCAAAGAGGUAAUAACAAGCACAACAGCACACAUAGAAUAGACUUUAGACAAUGGAGUGGCCAUCGUCCUGAUGUUGUUCUUCGCCGUAAUGCUAUGAUGAAAGCCGAUGGCAUUGGUGCAGAGAACAUGUUUCAUCACCAUGGUAACCGUUAUUCAAACAAUAUGGUGUCUUGGUAUGAUGAACAGUAUAAUGGUAGAUGGCAAGAAAAACAAUUACCUGAGCUUAGAAAUUGGAACUUUCACAAAGUAUCCUGGGUUCCUGAAAAAUCAGAUCAUCCUUUACAGGGAACAUCUACUAACUAUGGUUUACAUUAUAAACUACAAAAUAAGUGGAAGGAACAGAUUUGUAAUGAAACUAAGGGAGAUUACUUAUCAACAUACCAAAACUCUUUUCCAACACCACCAAAGACAGCUUUAGUCACAAUGAGAAGUGCUGUUCCUCGAGAAUGCUCCACUUCAGUUCAUUCUAUUACUAGAUGUAACAAAAGCCUUGAUUUAAGAAAUCUUCCCUAUGGUAAAGGACCAGAAAUGCCAAGUAGAGGAAUUACUAUGGUUUCAAGCUGAGCAUAGUUUUUGAUCAUUUGUUUAUAAGAAGAUACAUAAGACAAAACUUUUUGGAAAGUAUAUAAAUUUUCACAGUAGCCACAAACUACUGUAAGUUCUUUUCUCCAUACAGAGCACGCUUUGUAGUAUUUCUGUGGUGUUUAGUUUAGUUUACACAAAAUUUGUACGGCAUUAUUUAUGGAUUUAGUGUGCUAGUCAGCUAAUUGACACCCCUCAACUCUCUAUUGAUCUCUUCCACACAUGCAUACUUUUUAUCAACUGACACUGUAUUCAUGUAUAUACAUAUGUAUGAUUGGAAGAGCUUAUUCUAAAAUUAGGGAACUUUUUGUUGCUUGUCCAAUUAUAUCCAGUCAUGAUAUUUUAAUGUCUUUGUUUCGAUUUCGAGAAGACAUGUUACACUAAAUAACAAUUACUUGUACUUUUGUUAUUGAUUACUUAUGUAAUUAAUUUUGUUCAGAUGUGGUAAUUUGAUUUUGUAAAGCAUAAUUGUUAACAUUCUGCUGAUUUCUAUUAAGAUGCAAUAUUCAAUUCAGUAUUAAACUUUAUCAGUAUUAUUAUACAAGUAUAUAACCAAAUUUCUAAUGGAAAUAAUCUAUAAUAACAUUAAAUAUUUGAUUUUCUAGAUAAAAAUUAUUUUGUUAUAUAUUUUAAACAAUUUAUGAACUGUGAUAUUUUUUGUAUGAUUUAUAUUUUAUAAUUUUUACACUGUUUUUUUUUUUUGUUUUGAUAAGAUUUUAAGCACUGUUGUAUGAUUCUAUGCUAGAGGAAUCUGUGUUAAACUGGACAUAGCUUUCGAAACAAUGUUUAUUUUAAGGAAAAAUAGUUGUUAACUAUAAUAUUCGUAUCCAGUUACUCAUUUUCCUAUCACAACAUUUGAAGAAGGAAUCUGAAAUUGUUAAAGAUGUCAGACUGAUAUAUACCAAGAAAUAAACAUAAUAUAUAAUUCUC